UACAGCCACAGAUGGCCAUGCCAUUAUGUGGUUAAACUGGUGCUUUCUGCUUUUAAACUCUACUAAGUGCAUGGGAUGUGGCGUGCAGUGGCAAUCACUAAGUCGAAAGAAAGAGAAAAGAGUAUAUACUGCAGUAUCCAUUAAACAUAUGAAGUGAGUUGAAGAUAUGCUGUCUAGAAACAUUCUCAACUGGUUAGUGUUACUGACCCUAGCUACUGUUACCAGGAGCGAGCACUAUCACAUUGUGCCAGUGGAUUCAAUUGACUUGUGUCAUGACUAUCGAAAUGGAACUUGUUUUGCUCUCGAGCAGCUUGUUAAAACAGACCUGUUAUCUGGUGGAGACAAUCUCACCUUGAGCUUUCUACCUGGAGAUCAUGUGUUACCUGAGCAGUUAUUAAUUCGUAAUUUCUCACAUGUGCAAAUCACUGGCCAGAACACAAGUACAACUGUAGUUGGAUUUCAUAGCAGUACGAUACUUUUUGUUAGUAUUACUGAAUUGAGCAUUGAAAACUUGGGUUUCGUUGGAGCGAAUCUUGGACCACAAAACUUUGAUCAAAGUUUGAUCAUCAUUGACAGUGCCCAUGAUAUCUAUAUCAAAGACUGCUACUUUUCGGACUAUGAAUUACUCAAUCAGGUGAAAACCUGCGUAGUUAAGAUUGCUAACACUCAAACUGCAACAAUUGAGAACACUCUCUUUAUGAACAACACUGGUCGGGCACUGCACGUUGAGGCUGAUGAUGUGUACGUAACAAAUAGUGAGUUCACUAGAAAUAAUGGAGGUGCAGCUUACAUUCAAUCAAACAACUCUCUGAUCAACAACACGGAGUUCAACUAUAACAAUGCUGAGAGCGGAGGAGCAGUAAAAGUGGUAUCUGGAACUGUAGUGAUCACUUGGUGUAACUUUACAAAUAAUGAAGCUGCUCAAGAUGGUGGAGUGAUUCAUGUUGGUUCGGGCAGUAGUGUAAACAUAUCCAACUGUGAGCUGACAAACAACAGUGCCGACAGCGGCGGCGGAGCGAUCAGUGUUUACUCAGGUAAUAUCGAUAUCUACAACAGAGCUAACUAUGGUGGAGCGAUUAAUAUACUUUUCUCAAGCGAUGUGACAAUCGAUAUCUCUAACAGUGAACUAACAAACAACAGAGCUAACUAUGGUGGAGCGAUUAAUACAUUUUUCUCAGGCAAUGUGACCAUCGAUAUCUCUAACAGUGAACUGACAAACAACAGUGCUGUCUAUGGUGGUGGAGCGAUUAAUACACUUUACUCAGGUAAUUUGACCAUCGAUAUCUCUAACAGUGAACUGACAAACAACAGAGCUAACUAUGGUGGAGCAAUUCAUGUUUCCUCGAGUAAUGUGUCCAUCUCUAACAGUGAGCUGACAAACAACAGUGCUGUCUCUAAUGGUGGAGCGAUUUUUUCCUCGGGUAAUGUGUCCAUCUCCAACAGUGAGCUGACAUACAACAGAGCAGACUAUGGUAGUGGUGGAGCAAUUAUAAUUGUUACCGCAGGUAGUGUGCUCAUCUCUAACAGUGAGCUGAAAAACAAUAGUGCUGGUUUUUAUGGUGGAGCGAUUAGUGUUUUCUCGGGUAGCGGGUCCAUUUCCAACAGUAAGCUGACAAACAACAAUGCUGUAAUUGGUGGAGUGAUUAGUGUUUCCGCAGGUAGCGUGUUCAUCUUCAACAGCGAGCUGACACACAACAGUGCUAACAAUGAUGGUGGAGCGAUUUUUGUUGCCCCAGGUGGUAGUAGUGUGUCCAUCUCCAACAGUGAGCUGACAAACAACAGAGCUCACAUUGGUGGAGCGAUUAGCACCUCAGGUAAUGUGACCAUCCUGACCAGCGAGCUGAUAAACAAUAGUGCUGACCUUAGUGGAGCAAUUUCUGUUGUCUCGGGUAGUGUUUCCAUUUCCUGCAGCGAGCUGAAAAACAACAGAGCUGACUGGGGUGGAGCGAUUGGUGUCUCAGGUAAUGUCACCAUCUUCAACAGUGAGCUGAUAAACAACAGUGCUGUCUCUGAUGGUGGAUCGAUUUUUUCCUCGGGUGAGCUGUAUGGUGGAGCGAUUGCUGUUGUUUCUGGUAGUGUGUCCAUCUCCAACAGUGAGCUGACAAACAACAGUGCUGACUAUGGUGGAGCGAUCAGUGCUCUUUACUCAGGCAGUGUGUUCAUUUCCAACUGUGAACUGACAAACAACAGUGCUGACUAUGGAGUGAUUUAA
Molecule: messenger RNA, 2212 nt
Organism: Halichondria panicea
Lineage: Eukaryota; Metazoa; Porifera; Demospongiae; Suberitida; Halichondriidae
Product: autotransporter CRAC-like
Exons: 2
Coding region: 167-2212 (681 amino acids)
Source: RefSeq, a predicted model, not a curated record